Salvia splendens (bonfire salvia) is the source of this 2151-nucleotide messenger RNA. Its product is annotated as proton pump-interactor 1. The transcript has 8 exons. The record is from RefSeq and is a predicted model, not a curated record. The coding region runs from base 180 to 2027 and encodes 615 amino acids. NCBI's taxonomy places the organism in Eukaryota, Viridiplantae, Streptophyta, Magnoliopsida, Lamiales, Lamiaceae.
AUUUAGCCUCUAAAAAAUCAAGAUUUUCUCUCUCACACACUCACACACAAAACUCCCCAGCAUAAAAGCUCCGAGGGCAGUCCUUUUCUCCUUCAUACCACUCCAUUCGAAUUCUCCGCCAAGUUUUUGUGACAUUUCCAGGAAUCGAGAUCUGUUUCUACCUAUUGACGGUACGUAUCAUGGGUAUGGAGGUUGUAGACUCGAAAUUAGCCUUGGAUGCUCUGAGUGAAACCGAUGUCUCGGCUGAAGUUGGAAAAGUUGACAUAAAGUUUGGCUCUCAUGGUGCCGAGGAGCCGGCAAAAGGUGUGGAACUGAAUAAAGUUGCCGAGUCCAAUUUCCCUAAGGAUGUGGUCGAUGAGUGGCCUGAGCCCACGCAGAUUCACUCCUUUUACAUUGUUAGAUACCGAGCAUUUGAAGACCAAAAUCUGAAGGCCAAGCUUGAUAUGGCUGAUAAAGAUCUGCAGAAAAAGAACCAGGCGCGGUCACAGAUUUUUGAGAAACUGAAGGCCAAAAGGGCCGAAAGGGCGGAGGUCAGAACUCAAAUACAUUCUUUAAGUGUUGAGAACAAACAGUUUAGGUCUGUAUUGGAUGAAAAGAGAAAAGAAAUGGAACCUCUUCAGCAGGCUCUAGGCAAGUUGAGAGGUUCGUCUGGUUCUAGAGAUAAUAGGGGCGCGGGUGUAUGUUCAUCCGAGGCCGAACUCAAUGAUGUUAUCAAAAGCUUGCAAUACCGUAUUCAACACGAAAGUAUUCCUCUCAGUGAAGAGAAACAGAUUCUCAGAGAAAUUAAACUACUUGAGGGAACAAGGGAGAAGGUUAUUGCUUAUGCUUCUGAGAGGGCAAGGAUUCAGGAUUCGUUGGGGCAAAAGGAAGAUAUCCAAGACCAGGUCAAAUCGAUAGGAGUGGAUCUCGAUGGAGUUAGGAAGGAGAAACAGGUGGUGUUUGCCAAGAUCAAACAGCUAGAUGAAGAAAAGUUGGAUCUUGAGAAAGACAUAAAUGCCUUAGAAGAAGAACUUACUGCAGUUACCGAGAAGAGGGAUAAGAUUUUUCAGAGCAUUACUGAAAUGAGGAAAAAACGAGACGAAGGGAAUUCCCCCUUCUACAAUAACCGUAACCUCUUGGCAAAGGCUAAAGUACUUGCAUCAAAAAAGGAUAUCAAUGCUGUGAAGGAGCUUUCAAAUACAGAGGCUGAGAAUUUCAUGGCCCUCUGGAAUGGUAAUAAGGCUUUCCGGACCGACUACGAAAGUAGAAUUUUGCAAUCACUCGAUUCAAGGCAGUUGAGCAAGGACGGCCGCUUGAGGAACUUUGAUGAGAAACCACUAGUGGUAGCUGAGAGACCAGUUCCGUCAGAGGCCGAGGUUGUCCCGACAAAAGCCAAGGAAACCUCCAGGGUGGAAGCUACUCCCCUCGAGAAGAAAGUAGUCGGGAAAGCCAAGAGCGGUAAAAACCAUAAAGAAGAAACCAAGGCCGAAUCCGCCUUGGCGAAAACCGACAAGGAAUACGAACAAGAGGCCCCUCCUGUGGAAAAGCCACAGAAGGAUCCUCGUCAAGUAGUCGUUGACGAGAAGAAGCUGAAGGAGCUCAAGAGAGAGGAAGAGAUCACGAAGCGUAAUCAGGCGGAGGAGAGGAAGAAGAAGCUGGCAGAGAAGGCGGCCACCAAAGCAGCGAUAAAAGCUCAGAAGGAAGCCGAGAAGAAGCUCAAAGAGCGCGAGAAGAGGGCAAGGAAGAAGAGCGGUGGCGGUGGGGCUGCUGCUGCAGCCGAGUCUGAGGAAGCCGGGGAGGCUGUUGCGGAGGAUGCUGAGGCGGAGAAGGCGGAGGAGAAGGUUGAAGUGGAAGUGGCAGUGGCGAAGAAGAGCAAGGAGCGGAAGGAACACUCGGUGAGGCAGAGGGGGCGCGCCAGGGGCGGGGAUUCUCUGCCCAAGGCGAUACUGAAACGCAAGAAGGCAACGAACUACUGGAUGUGGGGCGCGGCCGCAGCUGCGCUGGUGGCGAUUUUGGUUGCGGUGGUUGGCUAUAGCUAUCUGAAUUGAGGCAAUAUAUGAUAGAGAAGACAAUGAAAAUUGAGAAACAAUCCCCAGUUUUUGAGUCCAUGUUUUUCCUUGUGGUUUGUAGAACAGUUGAUCUAAACAGAUAUAUUACACACUUGCUUUUAUA